AUGAAUGAGUCGAAUGAGGCCAGUAAGUUGACUGGUUGGUGGUCAUGGUGGGCUUCUCGGAACCCUGGCGAGCAGCAGGUGACUUUACAACAAGAUACUACCCUUUCAAGCGCCCAGGCUGAAUCAACUGCUGCUCCAGAUUCACCAAAUAGUAUUCAACCGACAGUAGGAACCCCACAAGCUUCCGCAAAUGAUACUGGCGAAGAAGUUCCUAUUUCUGACAAUGUGAAUGGAAGUUGGUAUAAUAGCAUAGUGUCGAAAGUUUCCUCGAUUGGUAUUUUGAACAGCCGUAACGACGAUCUGAACAUUGCAGCAGGUUCUCACUACUCUCAACUCACUGAAUCCCAGAUUAAACGGUUAGGAGAAGAUGCUAUACAAAAGGUCGCACAGCGCACAAAUACCUGGUGUUGGUUUGAAAACUUGACUAGGAUAAAUGAUGACACUAAAAGAUGGUCAGAGAGAUCGGGAGUUAUUAGUGUUCAUGGCACCGGGUCUGAACAUUGUAUUCUGCCUUUGAGGAAAUAUCCUAUUCCUGAUAAAAAUCCAGGUUACAAUAUUUAUCUACGAGAUUCCUUGAUCAUUCCUUCUAGCUCUCCUCUAGAAGUGUUGCAUACUCAGAGUCUACCUAGCAAAGUGGCAAUGACAGUCAAGAAUUACUACAAUUUCCCCAACGAAAGACACUUAUACCUAAAAAAGAACACUGAUGGCAUAUUGCGAAGUAAAAAAGUAUUGAUUAUCUCGGUUGUGGGAAAUUUGCCAGAGAAAUAUGAGAAACAGUCAUUGGGAGAACAGCGUUCCGCGUACUAUCUCUCUAGGAAAUUGGCCCAGUCGAUAGAGCACGAAGUGCCGUCCAGUAUCUUCUCUCUGUCAUUAGAAUGUCCUCUUGAUAGCAAGGAUAUCGAAACAGUAUUUACGGAAUCAACUGCCCUUUUAAACAACUGGAAGCAUAUUUUUGCUGAGGUUUCGUCGAUAUUUUUCGUUAGUGUAUAUCACAGCGUCCCAUUGGCAAUAUCUUUGGCAAAACACAUUCUAGAGAAUCAUCAAUCUUUACAGUUUGAUGCUACGAUUCCAGUAGGCCUUUUAGCAAUUGAAUCGAACCUGCAAGGUUACAGAUUUUGGGACCACAGCAGUGAUGCCAUCAAUGUUGAUGAGCAGAACUAUCAAAAGAUGCAGCAAGCUAAGGAGAAGCAGUUAUUUCAAGGUGUGGGCAAAAAUGAAAGAGAGAUACUAUCCAAUAUAAGACAUUACAGAAAGCUCGACUCCAAAGAGUCGAAGCGAGUGCAGCAUGAUCUGGACUGGUUGUUGUACCAUUGGAGUUCUUUCAGACUCAAUCUUUUCGGCCGAAUUUACGACAACUUUAUGACUGCAACUCAAAAACUGGCUGUCAAUUACUCACAUCCGAAAAUAAUUAGAAAUUUGUGGUGUGACGGUAGGUACCUCGGUCAUGAUCUAAAGCAUUUGGACAAGUUGGGUGUACCUGACGUUGACAUCAAAACACCAAAUUUUGAGUGUGCUAUUCAAGUUCCUCAAAAUCGUCUAUUCGAGAUAACGCUUCUCAAUGACAUACUUUUAGCAUUGAAUUUAGGACACACAAAAUUCGUUCCGAUUCUAAAAUUACUGAGUCCCUACUUCAUAUCUCGAUCUUUCAAUGAGUAUACGGUGUCUCCAAAUCUCAGAAAGCAAACCCAGAGUGAACUUAAAAGCUGGCUACAAGAUAUGGAUGUUAAAUGGAGGACGACCAACUCUUCAAAUCAACCACAUGAUGAGCUCCCAGAGACUGUCUCUAGCGUGCAUAAAUUUUUGGAAUUUGCCCUUUACCAUGAUACUAGAAACCCUGAGCUUGUGAAGUUCCAUUCAGAUAUCUACGAUGACGACAUGGUUUACAAGAAUUUCAUUGAAAAUACGCUCAAGACAAGAUCCCCACUUAUCGAGAAGCAUUUAGCAUUGCUGAGCGAUCAUUCUGGUCCACAAAGCAUAUUAAACACAGUGAACCAGUAUGAUUUGGUAUGGAAGUUCCACGAAUUUGUCUCUGAUUACGCCACACUAUACAAUCUUCCUCGCCAGCAUUAUCCACCGGAGCUCACGUUCAGCAUAUCAUUAGACUAUUCUCACUGGCAGCCAUCUUACGCUGAUCCCACCAUGUUCCAUAGAAAUAAUCAGGAAGCUAUUAAUCGUCUAAAACAAAUCUGGGUGUCUUACCAGGACUGGGAUCCACCUACAAGAGGCUUGAAACAACUCAAGAACAUUCUCAGUGUCUUGUCAUUAUAUAGCGAAGCAUCUCAGCUUUUACAAGAUAUAGUGGGUAAAUAG
This is a messenger RNA of Torulaspora delbrueckii, 2310 nucleotides long. RefSeq names its product Cvm1p (gene CVM1). Bases 1 to 2310 code for a protein of 769 amino acids. The record is from RefSeq and is a predicted model, not a curated record. The transcript has a single exon. NCBI's taxonomy places the organism in Eukaryota, Fungi, Ascomycota, Saccharomycetes, Saccharomycetales, Saccharomycetaceae.